ACCUGCGUUCUGCUCCUGUUUUAGUUUCUAAUUUACGUAGAGUAAUUGAAAUUAGAUUGCGAGGAUCUCUUGUCUAUUUUUAUCCAGGCCGGGGGAAUGGAUCUUACGAAAAAGCUUCCAAAAAUCAAAGAUCAGGAGAAAGAGAGCAAGUUUGGAUAUGUGUUCGCUGUGUCUGGACCCGUGGUCACGGCGGAAAACAUGAGCGGGGCUGCCAUGUACGAACUGGUUCGUGUAGGACACAGUGAACUAGUUGGAGAGAUAAUCCGCCUUGAAGGAGAUAUGGCCACAAUCCAAGUUUAUGAGGAAACCUCUGGUGUAACAGUUGGUGAUCCUGUGCUUAGAACUGGAAAACCUCUCUCUGUUGAAUUGGGUCCAGGUAUCCUAGGAAGUAUUUUCGAUGGAAUUCAGAGACCACUGAAGGACAUUAAUGAAAUGACAGAGAGUAUUUAUAUUCCUCGUGGUGUCAACACUGAGGCUCUAAAUCGUAGUGUUUCCUGGGAUUUCAAACCUGAAAGAUUCAAGAUUGGAGACCACAUAACAGGAGGGGAUCGGUUUGGGAUUGUACAUGAAAAUACUUUACUGAACCAUCGCCUUAUUCUUCACCCCAAGGCUAGGGGAACUGUCACCUAUAUUGCACCUCCAGGAAACUACAAUAUUACUGAUGUUGUGAUGGAGACAGAAUUUGAUGGAGAAAAGACCCAGCAUACUAUGUUGCAGAUUUGGCCUGUGAGACAAAUGAGACCUGUUUCAGAGAAGCUGGCAGCAAACUACCCCCUGUUAACAGGACAAAGAGUUCUUGAUGCUCUUUUCCCGUGUGUUCAAGGAGGAACCACAGCCAUCCCAGGAGCCUUUGGUUGUGGUAAAACUGUUAUCUCCCAGUCCCUCUCCAAGUUUUCCAACUCUGAUGUUAUCAUCUAUGUUGGAUGUGGGGAAAGAGGAAAUGAGAUGUCUGAAGUAUUGAGAGAUUUCCCUGAGCUCACUGUUGAGAUCGGCGGAGUAACUGAGUCCAUCAUGAAGCGCACAGCCCUCGUGGCCAAUACGUCAAACAUGCCUGUAGCUGCCAGAGAAGCUUCUAUUUACACGGGUAUAACGCUGUCGGAAUAUUUCCGUGACAUGGGUUAUAACGUGAGUAUGAUGGCUGACUCUACAUCUCGUUGGGCUGAGGCUCUUCGUGAGAUAUCUGGUCGUUUGGCCGAAAUGCCUGCAGAUAGUGGCUACCCAGCCUAUCUCGGGGCCCGACUGGCCUCUUUCUACGAGCGAGCUGGCCGUGUUCAAUGCCUGGGUAACCCACAGAGGGAGGGUAGUGUCACAAUUGUUGGUGCAGUAUCUCCUCCCGGUGGAGAUUUCUCAGAUCCUGUAACUUCUGCUACACUGGGUAUUGUUCAGGUGUUUUGGGGUUUGGACAAGAAGCUUGCCCAGAGGAAGCAUUUUCCAUCCAUCAACUGGCUGAUCAGUCAUAGUAAAUACAUGAGAGCUUUAGAUGAUUUCUACGAGAAAAACUACCCCGAGUUCGUGGCGCUCAGAACAAAAGUCAAAGAAAUUCUGCAAGAAGAAGAAGACUUAUCAGAGAUUGUACAGCUUGUAGGAAAGGGUUCAUUAGCUGAGGCAGAUAAGAUCACUCUGGAAGUAGCCAAGCUGAUCAAAGAUGACUUUUUACAGCAGAAUGGUUACUCAUCGUACGAUCGUUACUGUCCGUUUUACAAGACUGUUGGAAUGCUUUCUAACAUUGUAGCAUUUUACGAUGCGGCACGGCAUUCUGUGGAGGCCACCGCCCAGUCCGAUAACAAGAUCACGUGGGCAGUCAUUAAAGAGAAUAUGGGUCAGAUUAUUUACCAGUUGUCAAGUAUGAAGUUUAAGGACCCUGUCAAAGAUGGCGAGAGCAAGAUAAAGGCGGAUUUUGCAGAACUCAACGAGCAAAUGCAACAAGCUUUCCGUUCUCUGGAGGAUUAGGAAAUUUCUUUACUCUUGAAAUAUGGACAAUAACUUAUCAUUAAUUAUCACGUACAGAACUAAUAUGGACAAAGAAAACAAGAAACUAAAGCCGAAAAUUUGUUCAACGAAAAAGAAAUGGUCAUAAUUCAUAUUUACCGCAUUUACAAACUCUUGAUUCAUCAGAGUAGCCCCUUUGGAAUGAUUAAUAAUGAUAUGGUGGGGCAACCAAAUGUUGAAAGAAACAUGGAAGAUGUGCCUGUCAAUCUCACUCAAUUUAAUUGAGGAAUUAUUGCUUCAAUAACGACUUCCAUAGCUAAAAAUUGUGUGAUCAAUGGAUAUUUGAUCGCAAAUAUUAAUUUUCUCACCAGUGAGGACUUCUCUUUUUACCUCUGAUGAAAUGUAUUAGUUGUAAGCCAAUUUCCAUUCAGCGUUAUUUUCUUUUUCUUUCAAUGUGUCAUGUUUUGACUUUUCUCAUGUCUUGUUAAAGUGAGGAAAUUCACAUCCAAAUUAAUGUAAUCGUUGUGCUUCAGACCUUGCUUAAAUGAAUGAGAAUGGGAAACUCGGAAACAGUGGAGUCCAGCCAGCAGCUUUAAAUCAACAUAAGCUUCAUCAUCAGAGCGAGGCUUGAAACAUACUUGAGAAUCUUGCUUUCGGACAAGUAUUGCAGAUUAAUAGUUUAAAACAAAAUACCUAUCGAAUAGUAACACAAGCAGCAGCAUUUGUUUUGUUCGUUAAUUCUUUAUUCUCGUUCUUUCGAUGCGUAGUUUAGGUGCACAGCAUUUAACUUUCUGAAGAGUGGGAAACCAGACAUGCUACAUACAAUUUAC
This is a messenger RNA of Stylophora pistillata, 2759 nucleotides long. RefSeq names its product V-type proton ATPase catalytic subunit A. Gene Ontology annotation, cellular component: proton-transporting V-type ATPase, V1 domain; lysosomal membrane. Gene Ontology annotation, molecular function: ATP binding; ATP hydrolysis activity; proton-transporting ATPase activity, rotational mechanism. Gene Ontology annotation, biological process: ATP metabolic process; proton transmembrane transport. The record is from RefSeq and is a predicted model, not a curated record. Lineage: Eukaryota; Metazoa; Cnidaria; Anthozoa; Scleractinia; Pocilloporidae.